Messenger RNA from Doryrhamphus excisus (bluestripe pipefish), 5319 nucleotides. The record is from RefSeq and is a predicted model, not a curated record. NCBI's taxonomy places the organism in Eukaryota, Metazoa, Chordata, Actinopteri, Syngnathiformes, Syngnathidae.
GGGGCGUAUAAAACUAGUAAACUUGUUUGGGUGUUAAACCAUGCAGGUAAGACGAUGUCGACUGAUAAAACGAGUGCUGAUUCCAAAAGAGGAAUAAAUCAGUAGUAUGACGUCAGCACGUGGGCAUGAAUGAAGCGCAUAAAUAAAUAAAUAAAUACAAGCUGGAGGAGGAGACAUGUUUCCGAAAGGACACGGGUGUCCCAUCCCUCACGUUUCUGCCCCCUCGACCUCACCCCACUCCGCCUCCUUUGUAAAAAAAAUAUACGGGAGGGGUUGAGGGGAGGCAAAAAUGAAGUCAAUUAUACAACUCGCCGGCUCUUUGCGGCUCCCUCCUCUCCCUUUAUCACUUGGCUCCUCCACAUGCGCCGCCGCCGUGCACCGUAGCCUCCUCCGGGACACUGGCUUCCCUUUCAGACGCCAUGUCGGACGGAGGCUCGGAAGGGACAGCAGACCGCCUCACAGGUGGCAACGCAGAGGAGGGAAGGCCGAGCCAAGCGACCGCUUCGCUACCUGCUGCUGAGCUGCCAAGGAAACGCAAGGGCGAUGUGGACGAGAGAUCAGACGCCCUCUUGCACCGCUGUCUUGACUUCCAAAUGGAUGAGGACUUCACCAGAUCCGAAGGAGAGGACCAGCAAGCCAAAAUGAAAUGCUUCAGGCAGCCUCACCGCCUCACUGAGAAGCAGCGGCGAGAUAAGAUAAACAACCUCAUCGACGAGCUGUCCGCCAUGAUCCCCGCCUGUCAGCCCAUGUCCCGAAAACUCGACAGACUCACCGUGCUGCGCAAGGCUGUGCAACACCUGAAAGCCCUUAAAGCCGGGUCGGGCAGCAGCUUUGCAGAGGCUGCCUGUAAGCCUUCUAUCCUGCCUCAUGAUGACCUCAGGCACCUUUUGCUCAGGGUUGCAGACGGUUUCCUGUUAGUUGUGAGCUGCGACCGAGCAAAAAUUUUGUUUAUCUCCGAGUCUGUCUCCAAGAUCCUCAACUUUAGUCGGGUGGAGUUGAUGAGCCAAAGUUUGUUCGAUUUUGUCCACCCCAAAGACAUCAACAAGGUGAAGGAGCAACUGUCAUCUUCUGACCUGAACUCUCACCAGGGACUCAUUGAUGCUGCCACUGGGGUUCCUGUUCAAGCGGACACACCGGUCACGGCGUCAAACUUGUCCACUGGAGCCAGGCGCUCUUUCUUCUGUCGCAUGAAGCACAGUCGGGUGGAGGGAAGGCACAAGGAGAAGCACCCAUUGCCCAGCACUUCCAUUAAGAAGGACUCCUACAGAUACUGCACCCUACACUGCACCGGAUACAUGCACAGCUGGUCGAGGAGCGAGCUGGAUUCGGAAGCAGACACCUCCAACCUGACUUGCCUGGUGACCAUGUGUCGCCUCCAAGGACACCCUCCCCACCAAACGCCCAAAGACAUUAACGUCAAGCCCACUGAGUUUGUGGCACGCUGUACGAUCGACGGCAAGUUCACUUUUAUAGAGCAACAGGCAACAACUCUCAUCGGUUAUCUACCGCAAGAAAUUUUAGGCACGUCAUGUUAUGAGUACUUCCACCCGGACGACUUGCAGCAAAUGGCAGAAAAACACAGGCAAGUCCUGCACAGCAAAGAGAAGAUUGACACAAAGUGCUACAAGUUCAAAACAAAAUAUGGCUCUUAUAUUUCACUCCAAAGUCAGUGGUUUAGUUUUACAAAUCCAUGGACCAAAGAAGUUGAAUUCAUCGUGUCUUUAAACAGGGUCGUCUCCAGGGGGCACAGCCACACUAAAGAUGAUGAGGCAGCAGGCAGCUCAAAAGGUCAGAAGGACGAAGCAAAACAAUUACCCAUAAUUCCAGGCCUCACAAGUGGAAUGGGCAAAAUGAUCUACGCUGGCAGCAUUGGGACCCAAAUUGCAAAUGAACUCGUCGAGUCGUACAGGGCAAACUCAUCUCCAUCAAGCGCUAGCGGUGUUUCCAGUCCUUUUGGACCACCAGCCUCCCCACAAGCCAGUCGAAGUCUGUCUGGCAGAGGAGAAGAAGAAGCAGGCGGUCCAUCUGAGUGGAGAACAGAGGCGGGCCCCAGCGCGUCUGAAAGUACAGGCGAGUCGUCCCAGCAGGACUUGGACAACAUGCUGGUGCCGGGCCUGAGCAGCUUUAGCAGUGACGAGGCGGCCAUGGCGGUCAUCAUGAGCUUACUGGAGGCCGAUGUCAACAUGGGUCAAUCGGGGAACUUGGAGGACUUACACUGGCCUUUCUAGCCCCAUCACGCUUGUUCUUGUGCCACUUGAAAUGAAGUGGACCCUGCAUGUGUUCAUCCAAGCCUUGCACUGCUGCACUGGAUGCAGUCAAUGAGGCAUAUGGGAGAAAGAAGAGUUGAUUAUCACCACUGUGGUGUCCAACGCCUCCAACAGGAAACAGCGCUUGUCGGGAUUCAGUGUCUUCCUGGAGACUGAAAUCAUGACUUAUUUUUUAUUUGCCCCAUCCACCGCGAGUGGCUUACGUAUGUAGAAGAUGGGAAUGCUGCUAGCCAAACUCAAUUUUUCUGCAGGUAUGUUUGUUUUUACCGUCAAAAAGUACAAAGCAACAAAUCAUGGGGGAAAAUAUGACUUUUUCUGUUUUACAUUGGCUUUAAUUGAGCCAUUGAAGACUCUGAAGCGUUAUGCAAAUCUGGAGAUGCCUUAGGCCUUUGCAGCCCUCCCACCACUACUGUUCCUGCUAAUUUAAGUUAAAUUAAUUUAAUUAUAUUCAUGUGCUGAUGUUCGGAAACAGUGUCAAUGCCGAGUGAAUGUGAGCUGUGUCAGCCCACUGCCGUCGUCUUGCUGUAAGCAGUUUUCAUACCGUUUUUGUAGUGAUAUGGACUUAGAUUUGAUCUUAUUUUACUUAAUGCUUAAUGCUUCAUCAUUGCAAUCUCAUUUCAGGAACCCAGUUCAGUUCCCUGUUAAGCUAGCAACCCUUGGCGAUUGACAGUACAAUGGAACCGUAGUUAACGUCAGUUCUUUCCAGAAAUAUUUCCCAUAAGAAAUAAUGUAAAUCCAAUUAAUCCGUUCCAGGAAGCCCACAAUGACAAAACACAUAUUUAUAGCUUUAAAUUUCUAGUUUUACAUGCUGAAAACGAAAAAAAAAAACGAUGAUUGAAAGCGAUAACUGAACAUUUAAGGUUACGUUUGCCUUCACGUGACCAAAAACAGGAAGUGGUGGUAGUUGAUCUCGACGCCACAUUAUGUCUUUGUAAACAGCACGUCUUCAAUGCAGGUAAGAGUAACCUUAAAUAUUCAUUUAUAGUUUUCAUUCGUCGUAUGUGUGCAUUUAGAAUUGUUUUAUGCAUGUAAACGUAUAAUUGUAUAACUAUAAAAACGUUUUUUUUUUGAGUGAAAUGCUAAUUACAUCAUGUGAUGUAACUUCCAUUUCCGUUUGCUAAUUGGCCUGCUAAUAGGAUGCUGGCGCGAAUACACAGGCUAAUUUUAAUUUAACUGUGAAAUGUGGACAAAUUCCCACUUGUAAAAUCCCCUUUUACGCGUCGAAUAAUUAUUAUAUGAGCCCAGAACACUGAAUUGUUGACUAUAUGCUGAUUUAUUUCUUAAGCCACCCUUAGUGUGUUAUUCGAAGCACCUACUUUAGCUAGUGCUAUUUAGCAUUAUAUGCUACAGUUCUAGCAACUUCUGCCUAGCAACCCAAACUAAUUUGAAUGUAAUAUAAAACGUUGCAAUGUCAAACUAAAAUGUGUUAACUGUCAAACAAACAAAUUAUACAGUACAUUUGCACUCAAAAUUAUUGUCUAUUAAAAAAAGAUGGCCAAUUAAAAAUGUAAUUUGCAGAGCUAUUGAAUUUUGAGUGCAAUUGUGCACAAGACUUUAGAAUAGAGCUGGUCUCAAAAGUAAGUACAAAAAAAGUGUUGUUUUUUUUUAUGAAUGUGCACUAAGGGACUUGAGCAGCGGUGUAUUGUACUGUUUUGACAUAUCACUUAUUUACUGUAUGCUUAAUGGUCCUGUGAAGGUCAUCUACUGGAAGAUUUCCACGUCAGUCGGGGCCAUAAUUACAAAAUGACGCUGUAUUGAAGAAGACUUGAAACGACCAUGAAUUUAGUAGUAUGAAAAUGUUUACUGAGGUAAAAGUUGACAGAAUGCAUGUUUUAAGGCACUUUUGCAUCGGCUUCCCUUUUGUUAUUCAGAUGCUCCAUCCACUUAUUUAAUGCUUGUCUAUCUAUGUAUGUACAGUGUCGUUGAAUACCACAACAGCCUUUAUGUGAAAGAUAACAUCAGCCGAUUUCAGCAUUAUGACCGGAAAUAUGCAACAUGAUUCUAUCUGUGUACGUUUUCUUGGAAAAUGAUGUUUGAGGAAAAGCCCAACAAGCCAGUUCAGCAAGUAAAACCUACGGGAAUCAGAGCGCGUAUGUAUUCAGACACAUUAUUAGUGUUAAGAAACAUUUUCAACAGGGGGAUUUGACUUCAAAAUGUGUGAAAUACUCGCCCUUGUAAACUACUCUGUGUUCUAUCACUGGGUUUCUAAUCUUGAAAACAAGAAUGUGAUUGUGUUGCCUUUUCUUUUGAAUGUGCUUUUAUUGUAUAUCAUUCUGUGGCUUUAAAAGCUGCCAUCAAUGUCAGCAUAUACAUAUAGUCAGCUUUCAAAAGAGGAAAACGCCUGUUUUAUCUGUUUUGCAAGUGCUAAUUGUCGUUGAUGUUUCUGCUGUAACAAGAAAUUGAGGUAUUUGAAAGUAAAUUACUUUUUUUUGUUUUUGCUACUUUUUUUUUUGUUGCUGCGUCUGGUUUUCAAGCUUCAAUUUUCUUAUUUUGUCAGUAUUAUCGUAAAUAUUCAACAUUAGCCAGUCAAGCAAACGCACCAAAUAAGUACAAUAACAUUACAUUUGGAUGAAUUCUUAUGAAUAAAUUGAAUAAAUCUCAUAACUAUGGUAUUCAAAUACAAAUAUGGACAUCCAGACAGGACAACACAUAAUAGCACAUCCGACAGAAGUCCUGUAAUUGGUAUAAACACAAGAAAACCCCCCAGAAAAAAUUGAGUAAAAAGGCACAAUGUAAAGAAAAAAAGCUGACACUAAUAAUAAAUAACACAAAGUUUGAGGAUUUAAAUAUAGGUAAGUAGUUUUUUUCCACAGAAGACGCCCCUGCAUCCUGAUAUUUUUCUUUAUGUGCCCUUCUGGGGGAAAAGUUUGGACACCCUUGAGCUACAUUAAAAAUCCUACUUCAUCUGAAUGCACUGUAAUGUGAAUUAAUUCAACUAAUUAUCAUUACACUAUAUAUAUGUCAAUGAAUUAACAAAAAACACAUUUAAAAAGCAACAUCAAAAAUCUUACUUAUUCAUGAAUGCAAUCAAAAAUUUUAAUGACUAAAAUAC